Oenanthe melanoleuca is the source of this 2497-nucleotide messenger RNA. RefSeq names its product dopamine receptor D2 (gene DRD2). Bases 504 to 1835 code for a protein of 443 amino acids. Gene Ontology annotation, molecular function: G protein-coupled receptor activity; dopamine neurotransmitter receptor activity, coupled via Gi/Go. The record is from RefSeq and is a predicted model, not a curated record. Lineage: Eukaryota; Metazoa; Chordata; Aves; Passeriformes; Muscicapidae. The transcript has 8 exons. Gene Ontology annotation, cellular component: presynaptic membrane; glutamatergic synapse. Gene Ontology annotation, biological process: adenylate cyclase-activating adrenergic receptor signaling pathway; adenylate cyclase-inhibiting dopamine receptor signaling pathway.
GCUGCGGGAAUUCGCAUCCCGCGGCCGGCCAGGGGAGCCGGAGUGGAAACAGGUUGUUGGGAUGUGUCCGUGGGAGGAAGGGGCGGCUCUGCUCGGCCGCUAGCCAAGCCUGGGCUCCGGGAAACGGAGACGGAGCUGCUGCCUCGGCAGCCGGCGCGGUGCUGAAGGAGAUGGACAGAGAAUUCCCUGGCCCCGGGACCGGAGCUCCGCCGCUGCCCGAGCCCCUGAACUUCCAGCAGUCCCCGGUUUAACCACGACCAGUUCCACCUGCGCCGCUCCCAGCUGGCGAGGCUCACGCAGGUGAUUCUCUUUCUUUUUGCUCCUCUGCCUGUGCGUGAACGCUGAUUACCAAAAAGUCCGCCUGAAAGCCUGGGAGAGCUUGGGGAAAGCCACGGUGGAGAGUUGUGGUGUUUUGGAUACAAAUGGCACAAAGUACUCGCACCUCUGCUCGAGGGACUCAUAUGGCUUGAAGGGUGGAGCUGUCAGCUGGCACUUGGACCCCCAUGGAUCCCCUCAACCUCUCGUGGUACGACGGGGACAGGAACUGGAGCAGGGCCCUGAACGCGUCGGAGGCGGCGCAGAAGCCGCACUACAAUUACUACGCCGUGCUGCUCGCCCUCCUCAUCUUCGUCAUCGUCUUUGGCAACGUCCUGGUGUGCAUGGCAGUGUCCAGGGAGAGAGCCCUGCAGACCACCACCAACUACCUGAUUGUCAGCCUGGCCGUGGCCGACCUGCUGGUGGCCACGCUCUGCAUGCCCUGGGUGGUGUACCUGGAGGUGGUCGGGGAGUGGCGGUUCAGUCGCAUCCACUGCGACAUCUUUGUCACCCUGGACGUCAUGAUGUGCACUGCCAGCAUCCUCAACCUCUGUGCCAUCAGCAUUGACAGGUACACGGCCGUGGCCAUGCCCAUGCUCUACAACACCCGCUACAGCUCCAAGCGCCGGGUCACCGUCAUGAUCGCCGUGGUCUGGGUGCUCUCCUUUGCCAUCUCCUGCCCGCUCCUCUUCGGCCUCAACAACACAGAUGAGAAGGAGUGCAUCAUCGGCAACCCUGCCUUCGUGGUGUACUCGUCCAUCGUGUCCUUCUACGUGCCCUUCAUGGUGACGCUGCUGGUGUACGUGCAGAUCUACAUCGUGCUGCGGCGCCGCAGGAAGCGCGUCAGCACCAAGCGCAGCAGCCACGUGCUGGACUCGGACACGCAGGCACCCCUCAAGGACAAAUGCACUCAUCCAGAAGACGUCAAGCUCUGCACAGUUAUUGUGAAGUCCAAUGGGAGCUUCCAAGUUAAUAAGCGCAAAGUGGAGGCAGAGAGUCACAUAGAAGAGAUGGAAAUGGAGAUGGUGUCCAGUACCAGUCCCCCUGAGAAAACGGCCCUCAAACCCACAGCACCAAGUAACCACCAGUUGAUUGUGCCAGUUGCUUCUAAUCGGGGCAACAACUCUACCCUGCAGGCACCCCUGAGCAGCCCUGGGAAGGUGGAGAAGAAUGGCCAUGCCAAAGAAUCCCACCACACAGCCAGGGUCUUCGAGAUCCACUCCCUGCCCAAUGGCAAGACGAGGAACUUGCUCAAGGCCGUGAUCAGGAGGAAGCUGUCCCAGCAGAAGGAGAAGAAAGCCACCCAGAUGCUGGCCAUCGUGCUCGGUGUUUUCAUCAUCUGCUGGCUCCCCUUCUUCAUCACUCACAUCCUGAACAUGCACUGCGACUGCAACAUCCCCCCGGCCAUGUACAGCGCCUUCACAUGGCUCGGCUACGUCAACAGCGCUGUCAACCCGAUUAUCUACACCACCUUCAACAUCGAGUUCCGCAAGGCUUUCAUGAAGAUCCUCCACUGCUAAAAGCCACCAACAGCACCCGCAUGUCUUCAGGAACGGAGGGGGGAGAGGGAGCGGCGCCACCCACGCACAGCGGGGCAGCGGGGACGGGGCUGGAGCUCUUGAGCUGGGCACCGCCGGCUGCCCCAGCGCCUGGCGGGGAUGGGGGAGCUGGGAGGGUCGCUCACCCCGCUGGGUGACCUCUGGACCAGUCCCAAGGGCGCUUUUCAGAGCCACGUUGGAAGUGGAAGUGCGAGGACCGCGGCGCUCUCGCUCGGUUCUCGCCCGUGGCCGCGCGGCCUGGAGUGAGCUGGACACAGAGUGGCCACGGGGCCACCAGGAGGAAAUGCUGGGUCGUGGGCACGACUCUCACCAAAGACAAGGCCAUCCUUCCCUCUGGGCAGCAGGAGCCACACGGGGCUGGGGAAGCUCUGUGCAAUAGCUUUGCCUUCACCUCGAGCCGACUCACCCACUGUUCAGCUGCUGAAGCCUUCAGAAAGUAAAUAAAAAACAACCCCAAAAAACUUUCAGAGGUCCCCAGGCGGGUCGAGAAGGCUCUGCCACCCCCAGACCCUGCAGCAGUGUGAGCCUACAAGCCAUGGGUGGAAGGGAGGAGGGGGCAUCAAUCUCAUGUCAAACCAUCGGUGUAAAUAGGAAUAAAUAGGAUGGAUUUUGGAGCCCAAGCC